AUGUCUGGAGCAACCAUUUUCUCAGUUCUGGAUGCAAAGAGCUCUUUCUGGCAAAUUAAACUGGAUCCUGCCUCAUCUCUUCUCACCACAUUUGCAACACCCUUCGGCAGAUUCAAAUUCCUGAGGAUGCCCUUUGGCAUCAACACCGCUUCUGAAGUCUUCCAGAGAGCCAUGGAACAGAUAUUCAUGGGAUAUCCAUGCGCAGUGAUUGUGGACGACAUCCUAGUGGGAGGCAAAGGAAUAGAGGAGCAUGACAAAAAUUUGAAAAAAGUUCUGGAGCGGGCCAGACAAGUAAACCUCAAACAGAAUCCAAAAAAGUGCAAGUUCAGACUUAAAGAAGUGAGCUACGUGGGACACAUAUUCACUGACGAAGGACUAAAAGCAGAUCCAACUAAAAUCUCCGCUAUCAAUGAAAUGCCACCACCAGAGGACAAGACGUCUCUCCAACGUUUCCUGGGAAUGAUCAAUUACCUGGGCAAGUUCAUCCCAAACUUAAGUGAACUAUUUUACGACUACAUCUACGGAAAGCCAGUGGUGAUUGAAACUGACCAUCAGCCUUUGGUCACAAUCCAAAACAAACCUUUCCACACAGUUCCGGCACGGCUACAGCGCAUGAUUCUACGAUUACAAAAGUACAACCUGACUCUGGUGUACAAGAAAGGCAAAUACCUUUACAUUGCAGACACACUCUCUCACACACCAACGCUGGAUGAGCAACCUCUAAAGGAAGAGGGGCGCGACUUCGAGGAGGAGCAGGAGGAAGAGGCCGAGGAAGAAGAGCAAGAGGCCGAGGGGGAUAACGACUGGACAGCCCGAACGCUCUCAGAUGACGAGGAGCGCUACUGCUCGGAGGAUCAGGAGGACGAAAACGACGAGGUGGCGGACCAUGGGUAUGUGGCCGCACAAGAUCACGGCUACGAAACGCCGUUGCAACUUUGCGAGGACGGUGGCUCGCAAGGCAAGCCGAACCACCGAGAGGAAGGGGAAGAAGCAGGCGCUGAACCGGGGCGGGGCACUUGGGAGAUUUGGCAAGAGGACGACGCCGGCCGUGCUGCAGGUGGCGUUCAUGAUCUUGGGCGCGAUCGCAGCCACGGCGCUGUCGGUGAAACUCGCGACGCAGAUGUAGCCGACGAUUACGACGACGACGAACAAGAAGACGACGAAGACUACGAAGACAAAGACUAUGAAGAAGAAGACGACGAAGACAAAGACUAUGAAGAAGAUGAAGACUAUGAAGAAGAAGAAGAGGACGAAGAAGACGACCUAGACCCGCGAGGACGAGGCCCCACCGAAGAGGCCGUGGCGGCGGCGCGAGACGAGGCCUCCUCAUUCAUGGCCUACUUUCCGCCAGAGCUAGAGGACUCGGUGAUGGCCAUGACCAACCUGGAAGCGGACAGGAGCAGGCCCGCCAUCGACGGGUGGAAGCCCAUGGGGCGCGUCGAGUUCCGGGCCUACGUGGGGCUGCUGGUGUUCGCCGGCGUGUACAGGUCCCGGGGAGAGGCCUGCGAGAGCCUGUGGGACGCCGAGAGCGGCAGGUCCGUGUUCAGAGCCGCGAUGCCGCUCAAGACCUUUCGAGCCUACUCGGGCGCGCUGCGCUUCGACGACAGAGAGACCAGACAAGCCAGGCGAGGCGAGGGCGGCGGCCACGGCUACGACAAACUGGCCCCCAUCAGAGCCGUGUGGGAUGAGUGGUGCACGAGGCUGCCCGCCAUGUACCGCCCGGGACUGGAGGUCACCGUCGACGAGAGACUGGUGCCGUUCAGAGAAAAUGCAAUCAAAGAUGGUAGAGUAUCAAGAGCAAUUGGGCUGUGCAAGAAGUUGGUGGGGCACUUCUCGCACAGUUGGAAGAAAAAGGCAGCACUCACUGAGGCACAGAAGGAGCUUAAGCUUCCUGAGCACUCUCUCAUUACUGAGUGCCCUACAAGAUGGGGGUCCAAAGAGAAAAUGAUUGCCAGAGUGCUGGAACAGAUGAAAGCCAUAUCGCAGGUAUUGACAGGUGACCGACAUGCACGCUCCCUCAUCCCAACCUGGCAGGAUGCUGAAGUGUUGGAGUCCAUUCAUAAGGCACUGCAUCCUCUCUCCGAAUUUACUGAUGCUCUUUCUGGAGAAGAGUAUGUGAGCAUCUCCUACCUCAAGCCAGUUCUCCAUCUUCUGGCAACAUCAGUCUUGGCUGAAGAUGCUGAGGACACUGAUCUGACUAGAUCAAUUAAAACCAAGGUCCUGGCAUACCUCAACGACAAGUAUAGUGACCUCAACACCCAGGAGCUUUUGGAUGUUGCGUCGUUCAUGGACCCUAGAGAGCUGCGCUGCGUCAAGGGCAGGGCCGUGGGCUCCGUGGAAUCCGUAGUACUCGGCGGCUCCGCGGCACAAGGAGGAGGAGAAGGAGGUGGAGGAAGAGGGCCAGACACGAUCAUCCUCUCCUACGUGGCCAAGAAGAACAAGAACGUGCUGCUCCUCACCACCGCUCCUCGCUACCACCACCGCUCCGGCCCCAAGUCCCGGCCUAGCCGCCGCAGCAGCAACAGCAAAAGCAUCGGCAGCAGCAGCAGCGGCGGCAACGGCGGCGGCGGCAAACCUCCCUCCCUUGGUGCUGCAUUACAACCGCACCAAGGGAGGCGUCGACAACCUGCACAAGCUUGA
Molecule: messenger RNA, 2640 nt
Organism: Oreochromis aureus
Lineage: Eukaryota; Metazoa; Chordata; Actinopteri; Cichliformes; Cichlidae
Exons: 5
Coding region: 1-2640 (879 amino acids)
Source: RefSeq, a predicted model, not a curated record